AGCUGGGCAAAAAAGUUCUGGCGAGCUUUUGGCAACUAAGCUGCAGUCUCGUCAAUUGUCAAAAGCUGAUUAAAUUUUUGCGAAAAUUCGUGCCCACACUAAGCCAAAAGAAAAACAAACGCGUUAAACACUGUGGUGUUGUGAAAAUUUAAUGACGUAGUCGGUUUCGGUGCGUAUAUAUAUAGAGUACUAUAUACAUAUAUGAAUAAGAGUGAUCAGUGUAGUUAAAUAAAGAAUUAUUAAGUAUACGCUGUCUUGGAUAAUAAUCAACAGGCAAUAGUCAGUGAUUAAACGGCUCAUACUCUACACACGGUUCUGUUUCAGACACGCAAGAAUUGGCAGCAAAGUGUUAACGAAUAAAAACAACAACAAUUGAUAAACAACAAAAUAUACAAACAAACAAACAUAAGUACAUGCAUAUAUUACUUGCGAAACAUUUUGUUACGCCUGAACAAAAGAACUUAGGUGCAUAGCUUUAGCUUAUAUCGUAUCUAAUCUGGCGUUAAUUGAAAUCACGUCAGCCGCACAGCUGCACACACAUACAGGCCUACGCAAUACAAGGAAUAAUGCUUAAGCGGCUCGUGCUUCAAAUAGUAACAAUAUGUUUAUUAUUAUUAACAAGUGUUAAUGCCGGUGUGCCAAUUGGAACUGGCGGCCCUUCGCUGAUAUUUGAGCACAAGGAUGCGCUGCUCACAUGCGUUGUCUCCGAGAAUGCGGCAAACAAUACGGUAAUAUGGAAAAAGGGUGACGAGAUACUCACCGCGGGCACAGUGCGCGUCACCAAGGACAAUCGCGUGCGUGUGCUGCAUGAUGAAAAUCCGAAGGGACGCAAUUUGGAAACGGGCGGCGAAGUGUGGGUGCUGCUAAUAAAAUCGCUUCGGACUAACGAUUCAGGUGCCUAUAUAUGCGAGCUGAACACGGAGCCAGUGCUGCGCAGCAUUCACAUACUCACAGUCAAGGAGCUGCCGGCGAGCAAUGCGGCCGAUGCAAUUCCUGCCGAGUCGAGCGAUGUUUUUCUGCUGCCGCCGCCGCUGAACGCGCAGGACAAUCGCAGCUUUUGGCGCACCAGUCAGAGUCCGCCGCUGCUUACGCAUGACUUUACCGAGUGCUGUGAGCGCGCCAAUGUGAGCAGCCAAUGCAUGGGCUUUUGCAAUGUGCACAACAUUUUGGACGGCACUACGGGCGUCGAUCCUGAGGCCUGCGAGAAGGACUUUCCCAGCAUUGUGCGCUGCAUGGCCGAUGGACGCAAUCAUGUGCCCUGCUGUGUAGAGAAGCAAAUACCCGAUUUGUGCCAGGACAUGUGCCGUGGCGAGUACACACCCUUCACCGAUAAGCUAAAGACGCGCGUCUCCUGCGUGCAGCAUACGCUGAGUGGCCUGCAGUGCAUACUCAAGGGCGUGCAGUUGAUUCCCAGCAUGCCGACGCUUGUGACGAGCGACAAUGUGCGCGAGACCAGCGCCAACAUUAGCUGGUCGCCACCGCAGCGUCUCGCCGAGCGCGUUACUCACUACACGCUGAACCUAAGCACACUGCAUAGCUUCGAUGAGGACGAGCUUAGCGGCGAGCUGCAGUCCAAGACAGCCGCCGAUGUGCCCGCUGCAGCGCAGGACAAGCUCACGCUCUACACAGUGCCGGCUAAUCAAACAAGUUUGCUGCUCGAUUCGCUGACGCCGCUCACCAUGUACGCCGUACUGGUGACCGCGGUCAAUGAAUACGGCGCCAGUUUGCCCAGCGAGCGUGUGCGCUUCUUUACGCACACCAGCGCUUCGGUUGCCGAAUCCCAGGCGGGCAGCACGGACAAGCAGCUGAUGCCGGCGCUGCCCGAUAUACGCAGCUGCUGUGAAUCGAACGGCAUGACGCAUCGCCUGUGUCUGGACAAGAUGUGUGAUCCACAGAAAGCCGAUCUGGCCACUCUGCCCGACUUUAUGGUGUGCGCGCCCUGGUCGAACAUCACCUUCACCUGCUUGGCCAACAAUAUCGAUCAUACGAGCUGUUGUCGUGCGCGUGGCAUACCCUCGGCUUGCUUUCCACUCUGCGCUGGGAAGCUCACCUCACUGGACUUUAGUUUGUUCAAAUGUUUGCGCUUUAUGUCCGAAUACAGCAGCUGCCUGUUCCAGGCAUAUGGCGUGUUGGCCGAUCCUCCCUCCAAGUUGCGCACUGUGGCCAAAACGAACAGUUUUGUAAUUUUGGAUUGGAACAAGCCAAAGCGUUUGGCCGACACUGUGACCACAUAUCACAUCAAGUUUCGGCGUCUUGGCGUUGGCGAUGACUAUUUAACUGUGGAAAAGCGUCAGCCGCCGCUCAUACUUGAGGGUCUGGAUGCGGACAUUUACUACGAGUUCUAUGUGGUAUCAAUUAAUGCGUACGGAAAAAGCGAAGCCUCGCCACGUCUCAUUACCCGCACACAGCCCGCUGAGCCAACCAUAAUUACGCCUCCCAAAUACAACAUGUCCUCGUGUUGCCAGGCAUCUGGUUUGCUGCCACAAUGCGCGCCACUCUGCUCCUACAACAUUCGCCUGUCGGACAUCGAGCAGCUCGGCCCAGCAUGCCGCGCUCAAAUGCCGAUAUUGGCGCGAUGUGCGGCCGGCGGACGUGACCACAGCCCCUGCUGUAGCAGACGCGGCGUUAUUAACGCCUGCAUGCCGCUCUGUCGUGGCGUCAUGCCGUUCGCAUUGACCACCAAAACGGGCGCAGCAGCAGCGGCGACAGCAUCAUCAUCAACAGUUUUGCCCAGCAAUGUGUCGGACUGUUUAUCAUACGCUGGCAACAUACUCCAAUGCUUUGAGGAAGGCACAACUGACAUACCGGGUCCGCCAGAGGAUGUGCACGCCACUUCGGUGUCCAGCAGCAGCAUCAGCCUUGCCUGGACCUCGCCGCUGAGCAUGGAAAGCCAUUCGGCUGCCACAUCAACCGUAGCCACUGACAUGAUAACUGGCGAUGAACUGGCUGCAGCAGCGGGCAUUGUUGCCGGCGAUGUUGCAACAGCAACAGCAGCAGCAAUCGAUGCGCCAACAGCAGCAACACAAGCAGCAAACCCCGAUGAUGAUAUUGAUUUCAUUGUGCAGUAUGGCAAAGUCAAUAACAUGACCAUGUACGAGACUGUUGCCAAAUUGGAAAAUGAAUUGACCACCAAUGAGACCAGCAUCGAUUUAACAAACUUGGAGUCGAACGCCUUAUAUCGCAUUAUGGUUGUGGCGCGUGGAAAAUUUGGUACAUCGCUGCCGGCGUCGAUGCUGCUGCUAAAUACAACAGAUGCUGCCACAAAAGCGUCACACGCAAGCGACACCUGGGGCGCGCCCUCGCCGCCGCAUUCGCUGACUGUGCUCAUACAUAGCGCCACCUGGAUGCAGCUGACCUGGCAGCCGCCGGAGUAUGCGCAUCCACACGAGCGCAUCACAUACAGAGUUUAUCACAAGGCAAUGAAGGCCAGCGAGUUUACCAAAAUCGAAACGAAGCUCGCCUGGCUGCGCAUGACGAAUCUCAAGCCCAGUUCACAGCAUGUGCUCUAUGUGGAGGCGGUGGGCGAGCGCGCCAGCUCGCUGCCCUCCGAGACGCUGGUGGCGUGGACAGAUCCAGCGCUGCCUGCGUUUGUUGAUCCACCCACUGUGCAUCCGGCGGACAAUAUACCCGAGGGCGGCUCCAUGACUAUACUCUGCCUCGCUUUGGGCAAUCCGGCGCCAACUAUAUCGCUCUAUAUUGGCGGCCAUUUGGUGCGCCAGGACACUUCGCGACAUAUGGUUACCGUUAUACACAAUGUCUCCGCGGAUAUGGAGCAUGUGUCCUGCUAUGCAGACAAUGGCUACGGCAUGCCCAUGCAAGCAACGCGGCGCGUCAACAUUUGCUAUGCGCCCAAGAUACAAGCAGCGGGCAUUACCGUCGCCUCGCUGGGCGAUGAGGUGGAGCUGCGUUGCACUGUGGACUCCAAGCCGGCGCCUAAGACCAUUUUCUGGCGCGAUCACGAUGGCCGCGUGCCUGUGCCCCAGGGCGGCAACUACUAUGUGAGCAUGUCGAACGUAUCCUCGGUGUACACUAUGAAGCUGCGCAUAAGCAAACUGCUGGCCAACGAUGUGGGCGACUAUUUUUGCCAUGCAGAGAAUCCCUUUGGCUCUUCCACUACGCCUGUAUCAGUGCGUAUACGUAAUACGCCCGCGCUCAAUCGCAAUAUAACGCAAUGCUGUGCGGCUCAGAACGUUUCGCUGGCCUGUCGCGAUGCCUGCAGCUAUUACGUGGACUUUGAUGCCAUUGCCAAUCGACCCGAGUGCAUUGUGGACUUUGAUAAGCUGAUGCGUUGCGCUGCCGACGGCUCGGAUCAUCGCUCGUGCUGCGCGGAUGAGCAGGUGCCGCGCAAGUGCCUCAAUUGGUGUCGCGGCGAGACUGUGCGCUCCAAGGAGAUUUGCAGCCUGCAAUAUGCGCGCACCAUUGUCGGCUGCUUUGAGAAGAAUCGUGAUCGAUUGCCCGGGCCGCCCGAGAAUAUUGUGGUCAAUGUGCUGUCCGACAACGAGGUGAACGUUAAAUGGGAUGCUCCAACAAAGAAUCCAAAUGCUGUCGACGGUUAUAGAAUAUAUUACCAUGAGGCCGCCGUGCUGCCGCCAACUUCAACGUCAGCCGCCUCCUCAGCCGCCUCUGCAAGUUCGUCGCAAGCAGCCGAAGCUGCUUUGGAGCAUAGCCUGGACGCACAGAGUGCGGCGAGCAUGAAUAAUGCAACAAGUAACAAUGUGCCGGUUGGCACGCUGGAGAUUCAACGCAUCGAUGUAAAGGACACAACAAUAAGCAUUAAUGGGCUUAAGAAGGACGUGCUGUAUGAGCUGGUGGUAAAGGCUGGCAAUAGCUACGGUGCCAGUGUGCUCACCAUGCCGAUUAGAUUCACGCUGGGCGAGCAUCAUGUUACCUCCGCCACCAGCAGCUACUCGAGCGCCGUUGGCACAAUCAGCGGCAUUGUGGCCAGUCUGUUGGCCAUUCUAUUAGCGAUAGCAGCUAUUGUCUUUUACCGUCGUCAUCGCUCCCAGCACGGCAAGGCGCUCAAUGGCAAUGUGGCCUUUGAGAAUCCCACGUAUACGCGUGGACUCGAGCAGGUGCAGCUGCCGACUGUGACAUCGGCCAUCACAACACAAAAUGGCAACAAUAACCGGCAGCAUGACAGUGGCACAGACGGCGGCCAGAGUCACAGUCAGCGCCAGAGCCACAAUCACAAUCACAAUGGCAAUGCAGCCACAAUGACGACAUCUACGUCGACGACAGCAGCAGCAGCAGCGGCGCCUGACACGGGGACCACAGCAAAUGGCAGCAGGCAGCAGCAGCAGCAGCGAAAUGGUCGCCGCGUUGUGGCAGAUACGUCGCAUCAUUUUCACAACCCGCUUAGUAAUACGCAGUGCAAUGAAGUAAAUCCCUCAAUUUAUGAAGAGCUCAAACUUGGCCAAGAAGGUGCUGGAUUUAAGAAACUUGUGCCAUAAAUGACAAACGCCAAACACUAACAACAACAGCCUAGCUAGCAAACACACGUAUACAAAUGUACAUACACACAUACACACACAUGCAUAUAUACAUAUAUAGUAUAUAUAAAGUAUAAACGCUAAUGUAGACAUGUAAUAUGUAAACAGCGCGUAGCGCACAACAACAACAACACACACACACACACACACACAUACACAAAAGUAUACAUUUGAAAAAAAAGUUGUCAACUUCACACACUGCAAGCAAAUCAUUUGUAGUUAAAUUGCAAUUUGUAUUUUGGGUAGCGUAAUGAAUUAAUAAAUCUGUAGUAUGUAACUGUGAUUCAACAAUUAUGUAAAAUAAACUUAAUUAUUAACAACAAUGCUCGC
Messenger RNA from Drosophila busckii, 5819 nucleotides. Its product is annotated as Ig-like and fibronectin type-III domain-containing protein 2. Gene Ontology annotation, molecular function: protein binding. The record is from RefSeq and is a predicted model, not a curated record. The coding region runs from base 567 to 5450 and encodes 1627 amino acids. The transcript has 18 exons. NCBI's taxonomy places the organism in Eukaryota, Metazoa, Arthropoda, Insecta, Diptera, Drosophilidae.